Drosophila eugracilis is the source of this 2316-nucleotide messenger RNA. RefSeq names its product actin-related protein 8 (gene Arp8). The record is from RefSeq and is a predicted model, not a curated record. Bases 106 to 1941 code for a protein of 611 amino acids. The transcript has 2 exons. Gene Ontology annotation, cellular component: Ino80 complex. Lineage: Eukaryota; Metazoa; Arthropoda; Insecta; Diptera; Drosophilidae. Gene Ontology annotation, biological process: regulation of DNA-templated transcription; double-strand break repair.
GCUUUUUGUUGUUGCCGAGAAGAUCGGCUUUUUGUUGCCCAAGGAUCAGGAAAGCGGAAGAUGCAGUGAGUGGAGUAGCAGUGGGUUAAAUAAUCAAGUUACCAAAUGUCUGAUGCUCAACCUAGACGAUCACGUGCCAGCAGCACUAGCAGUGGCCGUUUACCGGCUCCGCCGCCAGUGGGUCUGCCCCAGCCACAGGCACAGCCACUUGAGGCGCCAAAGAUCAUCGUUAUCCAUCCGGGAUCUCAGCACUUGAGGAUUGGAAGGGCGGCCGACCUCAAUCCCCUGACCAUUCUCCAUGCAGUGGCUUACAGACGGAGGCAAGUGGACGGCGAUCGACCAUACCAUGACCCCCUCCUUCCGCCUUUGGACAACGUCAAUACCGCCAUGAUGGUGGAGUUUGAAGAGCAACGUCUUGCAGUGUCACGCAUCUUGCAGCACUGCGUUGUCGAUGAAAAGAAACGCCUGCGGGUGGCCACUCCGCCGCAGCAACUGGCCCACUUCAACCGGAGCAGUCAGGCUGAGAAGGUGCCGCAACCAAGUAAUCAAUCAUCAGAGGACCAGCAGCCCUGGUUGGAUCGCGAGGCAUCCGUCCUUUUUGACGACAAGAUCCUGCGUCUCGGCGCCUUGGAUGCUCGCGACUACGACAUCCAUUUUCCCAUGCAAAGGGGCGAAUUAAAUGUGCACAAGGAGAAGGGCGGCUCGCUGCAGGCCAGCCUGCAGCAUUUGGAACGCAUCUGGUCGUUUGCUCUUGAGACUCGCCUUAAGAUCCCUCUGCGGGAACUGGGCAGCCACUGUGCCGUUUUGGUGGUCAACGAUGUGUAUGUGCGACGAUACUUGCGUGAGUUCAUGACCCUCCUGCUGCAACGCCUUGGCUUCAGGCGUUGCUUUCUCGUCCAGGACAGCGUGGCCUCUACGUAUGGCGCCGGCGUUGGCUACGGCUGUGUUGUGGACAUUGGUGCCCAGAAAACCUCUAUAGCCUGCAUCGAAGACGGUAUUUCCCAACUGGAUGCGAGAGUAAGAUUGCCCUAUGGCGGCGGCGACCUGGACCAAGUUCUUCUCCUGCUUCUGCGUAAGUGCGGCUUUCCUUAUCGAGAGUGCAAUGUCCAAGAAAGCUAUGUGGAUGCUCAUCUGUUAGAUGAACUAAAGGAAAAGUUCUGCCACCUAAAUGUUAGCGUUUGUGGAGCCCAGGAGAAACAUUUUAACAUACGCAAACAGAACGGCCAAUGGUUGCGCUACACCAUCCAAGUGGGCGAUGAAGCCAUAAUGGCACCACUGGCCCUCUUCCACACGGAGCUACUGAACAUCACAGGCCGGACAAGAGUGGUUUGCACGCAACAGGCGGCACAGGAUCAGUACGACUGCGAGGACUGUUUCGAUGCGGAGUAUUUAAAGGAGACUGGUCGUAAAAACGGGGUAAGGGGUGGCGAAACAUUGUCCCUGACUUCUGGUCCAGGAUCACUGCCACGCCCCCAGCUGCCCGUGACCGCAGACGAUGAAGAACUCAUUGUGGUGGAUCAGGACGAAGCCAACAGCAACUGCCAGCCGCAACAGGUGCCGCAGACAGCCGAAAGACAUCUGAACUACCACAACGGCCACGGUCAGGUAUUGCCCUUGGACCAGGCCGUAAUCCAAGCCAUUAACCGGUUAACCAGCUAUGAGACCAAGCGCAAGAUGUUUGGCUCCAUUCUGCUUGUGGGCAGCAGUGCCAAACUGCCGGGACUAGCCGCCUGGCUGGAGCAUCGGAUUAGCCAACAAAUCCAGCCCACAGGGACCGAGGUGAAUGUGUUCACCAAGGGCAUGGACGCGGGUAUGGUGGCAUGGAAGGGAGCUGCCAUUAUGUCCGUGCUAGAAAGUGCCCGAGAGCUGUGGAUAUCGCAGCACGAUUGGCAGCGCUAUGGACUACGGAUACUUCGCGAGAGAUCGCCCUUCCUCUGGUGAGAUGACCAAUCCAUUGCAUUUCGAAUAUUUUUAGGGAAUUUGUAAUUUUAAAUAAUAGUGACUAAUAGACGAAAGGAAGUUUUUAAUGUCAUAGCAGUAGGCUAAAUUGCCGACCAAAGCAUUAACGAUUAUUACAACCAAUUGUCCUCAAGGAAACACUUAAGAUUAUGUCAUAAAAAAAGUGUACGUAUUUAUUUAAAGGCACAUUAAACAGGCACCUGAGCCUGUUUUUGUUUCGAUUGUUUUAUAUUUGGAAGUAUAAUAUUAUGUAUCAAAGAUAAGCUAAACAAAUUUAGAGCCUAGAGAUAAGCUCCAUAUAAGCAAAAAGUUAAUGAUUAAAACAAAACAAAGAAUAAAGCUAUUGUUAUUGCUUUA